CUUUAAAUUACUAACGUUACAAAGUUACAGUUACCUAAGGCUCAGAUAAUCAACUAUAUUUUAUUCAAACUAUAUAUAAAUAUGCAAGUGUCGUCUAACUAGCAUGUCAUAUGGAAACAUUGAUCGGCAUAACAAUGAAUUGGACACACGUAAAGCAAAGCUAUAGAUCAGGAGUGCAACUAUUCAUCAUUACUGUUCUGAUUUCUUUCUUUGGUGCAUCAAAACAGGAUUGCGUGUGGUACGGUGUUUGUAAUACAGAUGCUUAUAACCACAAUCAAUAUUGUGUGUAUAAUGGAACACCAAGAGCUAUGCCAAAAAAUGGUAUUGAGCUAUUAAAAGAAAGGUGUAAUUUUUUACUUGAAUCGGGUGAAACCGAUUUUUGCUGCGACAUCGAGCAGGUAAAAGUAUUGAAUACAAAUGUGAAACUAGCGGCAGCCAUUCUCGAGCGAUGUCCAUCUUGUAUGGCAAAUUUAAUUCGCCAUAUUUGCGAAUUUACUUGCUCUCCACAUCAAUCUGAAUUCGCCAAAGUCGUUUCCACAAAACAGAAAGGAGAAAUGUCCUAUGUUACAGCAUUGGAUUUGCACAUAACAGCUGAAUAUCUAAACAAGACCUAUGAUUCGUGCUCUCAGGUAUCAGUACCACAAACUGGUCAAUUAGCAUUUGAUCUUAUGUGCGGAGCAUAUCCAGCCUCACGUUGUAGCCCAACAAAAUGGUUUAACUUUAUGGGAAAUGUUGACAACGUUUAUGUUCCAUUUCAAAUAACAUAUGUUCAGCACUCUAUGAACUCAACGAUCGAUGGAUAUACUCCUCUAAAUCCAAAAACUACUCCAUGUAACGAAGCUGUGAAUGGACAACUUCCAGCAUGUUCCUGCUCAGAUUGUGAUUUGUCAUGUCCUGUAGCACCGCCUCCACCUAAUCUUCCUGACCAAUUGAAAAUCGCUGGAUUCGAUGCUUUUACGGUUAUUAUGACAGUCGUGUUUUGUGUUGGAAUGAUUGUUUUUUUAAUGGGAACGUUUUUAUUUACAAAAGAAUCAAUAAACGAUGAAGAUUUUAUUGGAAAUGACGGAGUUACUGAUGACUCUAUGUAUAGGCAAGAACCAAGGUAUUUUGAGAAGCUUGGAGCGCGAACUGAAUUCUUCAUGGAACUCAUUUUCACCAAAUGGGGUACGCUUUUUGCGAGCUACCCAUGGACAACAUUACUUGGAGGAGCAGUCAUUGUUGUGAUUCUAGGCUUUGGAAUAUCUGUUGUUGAGAUAACUACAGAUCCAGUUGAGCUCUGGGCAUCGCCGAGUUCGAGAUCCAGACUUGAAAAAGAUUUUUUUGACACAAAGUUCCAGCCCUUUUUUAGAAUUGAGCAAGUAAUUAUAAAAGCUGUUAGACAGCCUAACAUAAUUCACAAUACAUCAAAUGGGCCUAUUACAUUUGGGCCAAUAUUUGGAAAGGAAUUUCUGGCUGAUGUUUUAGAUCUACAAAAUGGAAUAAAAAAUAUUAACGCAACUGGAUAUUUUUUAAAAGAUAUAUGCUACGCUCCUCUAAAAGGUUCCAACAGCGAUAUAGAUGAGUCUGAUUGUGUAAUUCAAUCUAUUUGGGGAUAUUUCAAGGACGAUAAGGAACGGCUAGAAGACCACGACACAGAUAAUGGCUUUAAUGUUACAUAUUUGGAUGCAAUGUAUCAAUGUAUAAGCAACCCAUAUUUGUGUUUAGCUUCAUAUGGAGGUCCUGUAGAUCCAGCAAUUGGGUUAGGCGGGUUUUUGAAGCCAGGUGAUCAGUUAACAGGGAGCACAAAAUAUGAAUUAGCUGAUGCGAUAAUACUAACGUUUUUAGUAAAAAAUUAUCAUGAAAAAGAGAAACUAGUUAAAGCGUUAGAAUGGGAAAAAGAGUUUAUUAAAUUUAUGCUCGAUUAUAAAAAAAAUAAUAUGAGUGAGUCAAUGGAUAUAGCAUUUACAUCUGAGCGAUCUAUUGAGGAUGAAUUAAAUCGUGAAUCCCAGUCAGACGUGUUAACGAUUUUAGUUUCAUAUUUGAUCAUGUUCCUUUACAUUGCAAUAUCUCUAGGAAAUGUCCAAGAGCUUAAGAGAUCACUAAUAGAUAGUAAAAUAACAUUAGGUAUAGGUGGCGUUAUUAUAGUUUUAGCAUCAGUCAUAUCUUCAGUAGGAAUAUUUGGCUAUAUUGGUGUACCUGCAACAUUAAUUAUCGUAGAAGUUAUUCCCUUUUUAGUUUUGGCGGUUGGAGUAGAUAAUAUUUUUAUCCUCGUUCAGACAUUUCAGAGAGAUCAAAGAAAAACUAAUGAGACAAUCGAGGAACAUGUCGGACGGGUGUUAGGACGCGUAGGUCCUAGUAUGUUAUUAACUUCUGUUAGUGAAAGUUGUUGUUUUUUCCUUGGUAGUCUGUCUGAUAUGCCUGCAGUAAAAGCGUUUGCAUUGUACGCAGGUGUUGCUCUUCUUAUUGAUUUUCUACUACAAAUAACAUGUUUUGUAGGUCUAUUUACAUUAGACGUUAAACGAAAAGAGGAAAACCGUCUAGAUGUUUGUUGUUUUAUAAAAUGCAAAAAGACCGACAAUUUACACAACAAUGAGGGACUUUUAUAUAAAUUUUUUAGAAGUGUUUAUGUUCCAUUUUUAAUGAAGAAAAUUGUUAGAGCUUUUGUAAUGGUUUUGUUUUUUGGUUGGAUUUGUGCAAGUAUAGCUCUUAUUCCAAAAAUCGAUAUUGGCCUUGACCAAGAACUGGCCAUGCCUGAAGAUAGUUUUGUACUGCACUAUUUUAAGUCCCUUAACAAAAAUCUUAAUAUAGGUCCACCAGUAUACUUUGUACUAAAGGGGGACAUGAAUUUUUCGAGUAGUCCCAAUCAAAACUUAGUAUGCUCUGGAAGAUAUUGCAAUAGUGAUAGCAUUUUAACACAAAUUUAUCUGGCCAGUCGACGAUCAAACUCCACAUACAUUGCACGACCUGCAUCAAGUUGGAUUGAUGAUUAUUUUGAUUGGUCUCUGUCAACUGGUUGCUGUAAAUACAAUCCUAGCAACGGAAGCUUCUGUCCUCAUCAAGAUACAACCUGUACAAUGUGCAAAAUUCAGAAAAACAAAUUUCAGCGACCUGAUGAAAAGGACUUUGGAAAAUAUUUGCCGUUUUUUUUAAUGGAUAAUCCGGACGAUGCAUGCGUAAAAGGUGGCCACGCCGCCUAUAGUGGAGGUGUACGCUACAACACUCACAAAAAUAGUUUACAAGUGGAAUCUUCAUAUUUUAUGGGUUAUCAUUCAAUACUUAAGUCUUCGUCAGAUUAUUUCCAAGCAUUAGGAUCGGCGAGAAUGAUUUCUGCUAAUAUUACGCAAAUGUUACAGAAGAAACUAGUUUCGUAUGGAUAUCCGGUAGACAGAGCUUUGCAAGUCGAAGUAUUUCCUUAUUCAGUAUUUUAUGUAUUUUAUGAACAGUAUUUAACUAUGUGGUCUGAUACAUUGCAAAGCUUGGGGAUCUCGAUACUUUCCAUAUUUAUUGUUACAUUUGUAUUAUUGGGCUUCGAUGUACAUUCCGCUUUAGUUGUCGUCAUAACGAUAACAAUGAUUGUUGUGAAUUUAGGUGGGCUUAUGUGUUACUGGCAUAUAUCUCUAAACGCAGUAUCUUUAGUUAAUCUUGUUAUGGCUGUAGGAAUUUCUGUAGAGUUUUGUUCACAUCUUGUGCAUAGCUUUUCACGGUCGAAAGAAUUAUCGCAAACUAGUCGGGCUGCUGAUAGUUUAUCUAAAAUGGGUAGCUCAAUAUUCUCUGGCAUUACACUUACUAAAUUUGCAGGAAUAUUAGUCUUAGCCUUUGCAAAAAGCCAAAUAUUUCAAGUAUUUUAUUUUCGAAUGUAUUUUGGAAUUGUAGUUAUUGGAGCCACACACGGCCUAAUUUUUCUCCCUGUUCUUUUAAGUUAUAUUGGUGCUCCUUUAAAUAAUGCCCGGCUUGAAUCUCAAAACCAUGAACAUUGUGAGCAAGAAACUUCACUUUCCAGGGGCAGAUAAUUUAUGUUUAUAUGAACCUCAAAGACACAUUAAAAGACAUGUAUCAUAAUCUAGAAUCUA
Molecule: messenger RNA, 4049 nt
Organism: Drosophila busckii
Lineage: Eukaryota; Metazoa; Arthropoda; Insecta; Diptera; Drosophilidae
Gene: Npc1a
Product: NPC intracellular cholesterol transporter 1
Exons: 12
Coding region: 111-3989 (1292 amino acids)
Cellular component (GO): membrane
Molecular function (GO): lipid carrier activity
Source: RefSeq, a predicted model, not a curated record